This is a messenger RNA of Nomascus leucogenys (northern white-cheeked gibbon), 6577 nucleotides long. RefSeq names its product radial spoke head 3 (gene RSPH3). Lineage: Eukaryota; Metazoa; Chordata; Mammalia; Primates; Hylobatidae. The record is from RefSeq and is a predicted model, not a curated record. Gene Ontology annotation, cellular component: cilium.
CGCCCUGGCACGUAACAGAGCUGGGAGCCUGGCUGCCAGGGGCGUGUCAUCGCGGGGGCAGCCUGGGAGCGCUGCUGCGCCGCGGCAGGAGAAACAGCCGAGGACACCCUGGAAGAGCAGGAGUACGUGGGCCUGCGAGAAUGGCGCCAACACCAGCCCUGCAAAGCCACUUUCCAAAGCCGGGCCGAAGACAGCCACCGUUGCCCCGCAGGCCUCAAGGAUGACGGUCAAGCCAGCCAAGGCCGUCUCCCUACCCAGGAACCUCGCAAAGCGCAGGCGUACGUACCCGGGUGGCGCGACUGGGCGGAGUCAAGAGCCGGAAGUUCCUUGCGCCGCAGUCCUUCCCCGGAAACCCGCGGACCGGAACUGCUCGGAGUUCCCGCCCCCAGACAGAACCGUGGGUUGCUGGGCAACCGAUGCGGCCGCCGCUGCUGGUCUCUGUGGUGCUGGGAGCGAGCCCAGUAUAGCUCCCACCUCCUGUGCUGGUAACCUCCCGUCCCGCCCGCCUCCCUUGUUGUCGCCUCUCCUCGCGUCGCGGAAUCCUUGCCCUUGGCACUACUUACAUCUCUCCGGGUCCCACAACACCUUAGCGCCCACCUGCUUCAAAGCCAAGCUCCACCGAAAGCGAGGCAGUCAGCCCCCGGACAUGGCCUCGGCCCUGACUGAUCGCACCUCUCGGGCCCCGAGCACCUACACCUACACCAGCCGGCCCCGAGCACUGCCCUGCCAGCGCAGCCGUUACCGGGACAGCCUGACGCAUCCAGAUGAAGAACCUAUGCGUUAUGGAAACAUAAUGUAUGACAGAAGGGUAAUUCGAGGCAACACUUAUGCACUCCAGACAGGGCCACUGCUCAGACAGCCUGAUUCUCUAGAGCUUCAGAGACAACGGGAGGCUAAGAAGAGGGCUCUUGCCAGAAAACAAGCCCAAGAGCAGCUCAGACCACAAACACCUGAACCUGUGGAAGGCAGAAAGCAUGUCGAUGUGCAAACAGAAUUAUACCUUGAAGAAAUUGCUGAUCGCCUAAUAGAAGUUGAUAUGGAAUGCCAAACAGAUGCAUUUUUGGACAGACCACCAACACCACUCUUUAUUCCUGCCAAAACUGGCAAAGAUGUGGCCACUCAAAUACUAGAAGGAGAGCUCUUUGACUUUGAUCUUGAAGUUAAACCAGUGUUAGAAGUUUUGGUGGGGAAGACAAUUGAGCAGUCUCUUCUGGAAGUAAUGGAAGAAGAAGAGCUGGCUAACCUGCGGGCCAGUCAGCGUGAGUAUGAAGAACUACAGAAUAGUGAACGUGCUGAAGUUCAACGACUUGAAGAGCAAGAGAGGCGACACCGAGAAGAAAAAGAACGGCGUAAGAAACAGCAGUGGGAAAUAGUGCACAAGCACAACGAGACAUCACAAAAAGUCGCCGCCCGAGCAUUUGCACAGCGUUACCUGGCUGACCUUCUCCCGUCUGUUUUUGGCAGCCUCAGGGAUAGUGGCUACUUUUAUGAUCCCAUUGAAAGAGAUAUUGAGUUAGGAUUUCUUCCAUGGCUAAUGAAUGAAGUUGAAAAAACCAUGGAAUAUAGCAUGGUGGGAAGAACAGUGCUUGACAUGUUGAUCCGUGAGGUGGUUGAAAAGAGACUGCAUAUGUAUGAGCAUGGGGAAGACACACAUCAGUCUGCAGAACCCAAGGAUGAGCCUGGUGGUCCUGGAGCAAUGACAGAGUCACUGGAGGCCUCUGAAUUCCCGGAGCAGAGCAUGUCACAGACACAGAAGCUGCUUUUAGAUGGAGACUACCUACAAAGAACAACAUAUGACAGAAGGUCAUCCCAGGAAAGGAAGUUUAUGGAAGAGAGAGAGCUCUUAGGGCAGGAUGAAGAAACAGCAAUGAGGAAGUCCUUAGGGGAGGAAGAAUUGUCAUAGGAGGGAAGCUUCGAAGUCAUGAAACCAAUCAACAGCCAAGUCAGCAAGCAAUCAGGUAAUGAUGCGCGAGUCCCCUCAGGUUAUAGAAAUUAUGUUGUAUUUAGUCAGUAUGUCUUUUUGUGUAAUGGACUGGGCCAAUCAAAUGUGAUAAAAUAAAACUAAUUUGAAAAUGAAACUUAAAUUGAAUUCAUUUGUUUAAUAGACUAUUCAAAGGCUGUAUUGUAAUUCUAAUGAGAAUUAUGUUUAAUUACUAGCUUUCUAUUACCAUUAUACGUAACCAGCAAAUAUAUUUUUCUUAGUCCUUCUAAUUUUGCGGGUUUUUUUUAGUAAGUAUGAUAGUUAAUGUUCAAUAUUAGUGCUGUCAGCCAUUUAGCUUUUCUUCUCUAUAGGAAAACUAUUUCACCUACUGUAAGAGUGAAUGCCUAGCCAGGCGUGGUGGCUCACACCUGUAAUCCCAGCACUUUGGGAAGCCGAGGCUGGCAGAUCACCUGAGGUCGGGAGUUUGAGACCAGCCUGACCAACAAGGAGAAACCCCCAUCUCUGCUAAAAAUACAAAAUUAGCCAGGCGUGGUGGCGCAUGCCUGUAAUCCUAGCUCCUUGGGAGGCUGAGGCAGGAGAAUCGCUUGAACCUGGGGCAGAGGUUGCGGUGGGCCAAGUUUGCACCAUUGUACUCCAGCCUGGGCAACAAGAGUGGAACUCCGUCUCAAAAAACAAAAGAAAAAAAAAGAAAGAGAAUGCCUAAACGUUGUGCUACUGAAAGCCACAGUGCUCCCUUCCUGCAAGGACCAUCUUCAAUAUUCAAGUAAGGCUUAAGGAAUUCACUGGAUUAGUAAUAUGCUCUCAUCUAUUUUUUCACAUUCCUACUAUGAAAAAGUUUCAGGCAAUGCCAAUAAAGCAAAAGUCCCUGUUUGCCCUCAUAUAGUCUCACUCCCCUCCUCAAAGGUAGAUCACUGUUAUCAGUUAGGUAUGAGCCAUCUAGGCCUUUUUUGAGGUAUUCCUAUACAAAUGUAUUUGAAAAUCUAGAAAUAUAUAGCUUGAUUUUCUUUAUAUAAAUAUAAACAUUAUUUGCAUAUUUUAUUUUUCACUUAAGAGAAUGUCUUAGAUCUUUCAAGGUUAGUGGCAUCAAUCUCUUCUUAAAAUAUGGUUAAGGUAUUACAUAUUAUGACUGUGCUGUAGCAUAGGGAAUUGACAUUUGACUUUUUAAUCUGAAUGUGUUAGAGAAUUUACCUGCAGUAUUAAAAUCACAGAUUAUUUUCUCUCUAAAGCCUUGCUAAUUGUAAGCAAUAACUGAAGUCUUCAGAGCCUUUAGAUAGAUAGAGCCUAUUUUUCUUUUUACUUAUUUUUACUUUUUUUUUUGAGACAAGGUCUCACUCUGACACCCAGGCUGGAGUGCAGCAGCACCAUCACAGCUCACUGUAGCCUUGACCUCCCAGGCUCAGGUGAUCUUCUCACCUCAGCCUUCCAAGUAGCUGGGAAUACAGGUGUGCAUCACCACGUCUGGCUAGUUACUGUAUUUUUUUGUAGAGAUGGGCUCUUGCUGUGUCACCCAGGCUGGUCUCCAACUCCUGGGCUCAAGUGAUCUGCCCACCUUGGCCUCCCAAAGUGCUAGGACUAAAGGCAUGAGCCACCACACCUGGCUGAGUCUGUUUUUCUCAAAAUAUUUAUACAUAUAUAAACAUAGUGAUUUAAAAUAACUUGUAAUUAUUAACCCAUUUACCUUAAUUUCUUUUAAGUUAGGUACCAAGAAUGUAUCCACAUUUUAAAAAUUUUAAAAGAAUGCACCCAUUUUCCCAUGUAGUAUUUCACUAUAACACUUAGGCCUUAUGGCAACCUUCUGAAGCAUGCAUGACAAUAUUUGUAUUUUUUUAGUUUCUAAUCCUUAAUUCGGUCAGCCAGCAAACAUUAGCUGAGUGCCUGCACUGCCUUGGGAAUGAGGCUGCAGAUACAGCGGUGAACAGUCACGAAUACUACAUGUUUUUUACAGCCUAGCAAUGGAGCUAAAUGAAGUAAAUGAUGUAAAUAAAGAAACCAAAGCUCAGGGAUUUAAAGUGAUUUGCAAUAGGUGACAAGCCUAGUAGGGAAUAGGACUAAAGCUGGAAUCCAAAUCUCCUUACUUCUAAUCUGGUAUACUUUCUUCUAAUAACUUGCUGUUUCUGUGAGGUACAAAGAAUAAUUUACAAUAAAUUAUUGCACUAAUAGCAUUUAAAAAAUUAGAAUCACACCUGUUAUCCAUCAUGGGGCUGGUUCCAUCUUGUUAAACAGUCUUUAUGAUCAUCCUAACAUUUAUAAGUUAUUAAUUUUGGCAAGAUGACCAAAAAUUUUUAAUUAGGGCUAUUGCUGAUUAUUAUUGUCAUUACCAAUUUUAAAAUAUCUACAACUAGUUUUUAGAAGCCUUAAAAUUGGACCAGGCACGGUGGCUUGCACCUGUAAUCCCAGCACUUUGGGAAGCUGAGGCAGGCGGAUCACAAGGUCAGGAGAUCAAGACCAUCCUGGCCAACAUGGUGAAACCCCGUCUCUACUAAAAAUACAAAAAUUAGCCAGGCGUAGUGGCGGGCGCCUGUAAUCCCAGCUACUCAGGAGGCCGAGGCAGGAGAAUCGCUUGAACACGGGAGGUGGAGGUUGCAGUGAGCCGAGAUCACGCCACUGCACUCCAGCCUGGAAGACAGAGCAAGACUCCUUCUCAAAAAGAAAAAAAAAAAGACCUUAAAAUUGAUUUGAGGUUGAUUAUCUUUCAUAAUCUUCUAAUUCUCCUUUAGAAUGAUCCAGUCCGUUAAACACUUUGCAGAUGCCAGACCUAUGCUCUAUAAAUCCAUAAAUUAAUUCAAUUUAUUGAAAGAAGCAGAUAUCUAUAAACUCCACACUGAACUGAUUAAGCUUAAUUGCAAUCCUAGUCCAUCCCAGAGAGAAACCAAAAUAAUUGAGAGGUUAGGGCAUUGUCGCUGUGAGAAAGCUUAGAGGUAACACAUUAUAUGUUAUCUGGAGAGAAGAAUGUUAAAUGGAAACAACGUUUAUGAAGAAUUUCUUCAAGUACCUGAAGGAUUUUAUGGGAAAUUACAAGAUAGCAUUCUUAGGUUCCAUAUGUCUAGAGGACUUUUCAUAACUGUAAGCAACUUUUGCAAAUAGUUUGGGAACAUAAAACUCUUGCAGCAUAGAAGAAAAUGGGUACUAUUAACAUUCAGAUGGUUAUGGGACCAUCAUAACAUUUUGAUGUAAUAUGCAAAAUGCUACUUCCCCAACUAUGACCCUCAGUAUGACUUCUAAAGGAAUUAUAAGCUCCAAAUACUUUUUGGAGUACUUUUUAAGUACUUGACUUUUUCACACAUUUGCUAAUACCCUUCUCAUAAGUUUUAUUUCUUUCUGAUGUUUCAGCUAACAUUGAGCUAACAGAAGCUAAAUAAUAAUAAAAUGAAGAACAGAUAGUAAAUAUAUUGAAAUUGUCAUUCCUGGCCGGGUGUGGUGGCUUACGCCUAUAAUCCCGGCACUUUGGGAGGCCAAGGCGGGCAGAUCACGAGGUCAGGAGAUCGAGGCCAUCCUGGCCAACAUGGUGAAACCCCAUCUCUACUAAAAAUACAAAAAUUAGCUGGGUAUGGUGACGCGUGCCUAUAAUCCCAGCUACUCGGGAGGCUGAGGCAUGAGAAUCACUUGAACCCAGGAGGUCGCGCCACUGCACUCCAGCCCGGUGACAGAGCAAGACUCCGUCUGGAAAAAAAAAAAAAAAAAAGAAAAAGAAAUUGUCAUUCUUGACAUAAAUUCCCAUAUCAUUAAAAUAGAUCAGAGAGAUAGAAUGUAAUUUUCUCUAGCAUAGGCAUCAUUACAUUUAAGCCAUCUGAGGGCUAUGAGCGUGAUCUGCAAAGUCACUCUGAGCAACAUAAGGUGGAGUUUGGAAGCAGACUCAAAGCCAGACCACUGGGCUUGAGUCCUCACACGCAAGCAUGUAGUCUUCACCAUGGAGAAGGGUGUUUGCCUUUCUCAAAGCUUUUUUCUUUUAAAUUAGGAAAAAGAACUGAUUUAUCAGUCUAGUGUUUCAUUUUAAAAACAUAUGAAAGGGUGGGAAACUGCAGAAGAAAGUAUUUGGAGCUUAUAAUUCCAUUAAAAGUUAUAAUGGCAGUCAUAGUUGGUGAAGCAGCAUUUUGCAUAUUAUAUCAAAAUGUUAUGGUACCAUAACCAUCCAAAUGUUAAUGGUACCAAUUUAUUCUAUCCUAGAAACAUUUCAUUUUAUGUUGUUAAAACAUAACUAUAUCAGCUAGGAUUUUUCUAUGCUUUACCUGCUUUGGAAAAUUUGACACAUUCUGCUUUACUCUUUUGUUUAUAGGUGAAUCACAAAACAUAUUUUUAUGUAUUCUAUCGUUCAAUAGCCAUGGCUGUUUACUUCAUUUAAUUUAUGUAGCACAAAGGCAUUAUGAAAAGGCCUAAACAUGAGCUUCACUUCCCCACUAACUAAUUAGCAUCUGUUAUUUCUUAACCCUAAUGCCUAGGCCUAACCUGAACCAAUGUUCCCCAAUCUUGUUCACAGUCAGAGACCCAAAAAAGAGUGUUAUAAGUGGGGUGUCACUAUUGUGAAAGUAGUGCUAAUGGUGUUGAAUUGGUACCUAUGAUUCUUCUUUUGAAUUAGAUUGUAUGUUUCAUGAUCUCAACUUACAUUACUAAAAUUUAAUAAACUGAUCAUUUAGAUGA